CAUAUCUAUUCAAAUAGGUUAGUAUAUAGACGGACAUAAACACGUAAAGUUUUUAGAAAUUCAACCAUAUUUUUUUCUGUUUAGAUGACUUUGGAGUAAUCGAAUUGAUUUUUUUAUUUGAAUUUAGUAAUUUUUUCUCAAAGUUUUAAUAUAUAUAAAUCUGCAUGAUCGGAACGGUGAAAGAGGAAUUAUUGUUGUUCCGACUCAGAGUAGAAAUCUGAAAAAGGAAAAACAUGUCUGCUGCUGCUAUAUUGUGCGGGAAGAGAUCGAACUAUUUUUUUGACGAUUUUCAGUGUUCGCCGUCGUCGUCUUCGCCGCCGGUUCCGAAGAGAAUUCGCUGUUUUUCUUCGUCUUUUUCUCCGGGGAGGUCGAAUUUUGAUUCCGAUCAUUCAUUUUCUGCCGUUAAUAUUUUCUCCGGUUCUUCGAUUUCGUCGUUGUCGGCACUCGAUCAUCUUCUCAUGAUCUUUCCUGAUAUGGACAAACAGUUGGUUGAGAGAGCACUUGAAGAAUGCGGUGAUGAUCUAGAUUCUGCUAUCAAAAGCCUAAAUGAGCUUCGCUUGGGAUCUGGUGAGAAUCCGAGGUCUGUGGCGGGAAGCUCCAGUGCUACGCAGGAUUCCAGCAGCCAGUUUUUUACUCAAGGUACAGCUACAACUAAUGGCGAGACCACACCUGCAGAGGAUUUAUCUUCUGCAAAAGUAGUGCAUAUGGACAGUACAGAAUGGGUGGAGCUCUUUGUCAGGGAGAUGAUGAGUGCGUCGAAUAUAGAUGAUGCUAAAGCCCGUGCCUCACGAGCUCUUGAGGUGUUGGAGAAGUCCAUAUGUGCCUGUGCAACAGAGGCAACAGCUUGCAAUUUCCAGCAGGAGAACAUAAUGCUGAAGCAACAGCUUGAAGCUCUUAUACAAGAGAAUGCUAUUUUAAAGCGAGCAGUUGCCAUCCAGCAUGAACGUCAGAAGGAGUUCGAGGAUAGAGGGCACGAGUUGAAUCAGCUGAAGCAGUCGGUGGCUCAGUACCAGGAGCAGCUUAGAACCCUUGAGGUUAAUAAUUAUGCUCUCUCGAUGCACCUUAAGCAGGCUCAACAAAGCAACUCUAUUCCCGGGCGUUUCAACCCUGAUGUCUUUUAUGUGUUGUGUGCAGGUAAAUAUUGGUACCAAGUGCUGAACAAGUGUACAUAUUAGAUCAAUACUUGAAUGGAGACCCAGGUCAGUUGUCAAAUCUUCUGAUCCUUCUCCUACAUAUUCAUGGGUACCCCCAACUCCAGGGACCACAAAAAAAAAAAAAAA
Messenger RNA from Nicotiana attenuata, 1280 nucleotides. RefSeq lists its product as uncharacterized. The transcript is spliced from 6 exons. The record is from RefSeq and is a predicted model, not a curated record. Gene Ontology annotation, molecular function: ubiquitin binding. The coding region runs from base 234 to 1175 and encodes 313 amino acids. Lineage: Eukaryota; Viridiplantae; Streptophyta; Magnoliopsida; Solanales; Solanaceae.